Messenger RNA from Caenorhabditis angaria, 1251 nucleotides. Lineage: Eukaryota; Metazoa; Nematoda; Chromadorea; Rhabditida; Rhabditidae. The record is from the annotation of a GenBank genome assembly.
AUGGCGUAUAUCAAACCGGAAAAACAAAUCAAAAAUGUUUUUGACUUAAAUCCCUGGUAUUUCUCCAAGGUAAUUAUUGCAAAUUGAUGAUUUUUUUCUAUAUUAAUAAUUUUUCAGGCAUAUAAAGAUUAUAUGGAUUUUCUCCAUGCUCUGAAUCAAUCUGUCAAGGGAGUCAAGACUACAGACGAUGUGAAAUGCAACAUAUUAUGCAUGAACUUUGUGGAAAUGUUGGGAAACCUUGAUGUUUGGAUCGAUGAGAUUCCAUUGGAGGCUGUGGAAGAGCAACGUUUUGGAAAUAAAGCAUAUCGAAAAUUCUAUGAAAAAUUGGAAAAGGAGGCAGAAGGUCUUUUGAAAACUGUUCUUCCUGAGACAAGUUACGAAGCAAUGGUUGAAAUCGUUCCAUAUUUCGUGGAAUCUUUCGGAAAUGCCACAAGAAUCGAUUAUGGUUCAGGACAUGAGGCGAAUUUUUUGAUUUUCUUGUUUUGCUUGAAGAAGUUGGAUAUUUUCAAAGAUGAGGAUGAUGCAGCGAUUGUUUUGAGGAUUUUUAAUAAGUAAGUUUUGUUUUUGAAUAAAAAUUAACUUUAUAGAAAAAAAAAUGAUUUCAGAUAUCUCCGUGUCUGCCGCCAUUUGCAAACAAAAUUCAAAAUGGAACCAGCAGGAAGUCGCGGUGUCCACGCUCUCGACGACUUCCAAUUCGCCCCCUUCAUCUUCGGAAGUGCCCAAUUAAUCGGUCAACGCUCCCUCGUCCCCGAUUCCUAUCUCAAAUCAAAUAUCGUCGAUCUCCACGCUCAUCAAUCUCUUUUCCUCGAAGCCGUCCAAUUCAUCAAUCAAACAAAAACCGGGCCAUUUCACGAGCACUCGAAUCAACUUUGGAAUAUUUCAGCGGUUCCAAAUUGGAAUAAAGUGAAUGAGGGGAUGUUCAAAAUGUAUCAAGGAGAGGUUUUGAAGAAAUUCCCCGUCGUUCAACAUUUCAUGUUUGGCUCAUUGGUCUCUUUUGAGAAGCGAGAGAGUGUGGAUGGCGAAGAGACUACAGAACAUGAAACUGUUCCUCAGGCUACUAGCUUCAUGACAAAAGCACCAUUUGCACCAAGACAACCGGGCCAACACGGAAUGUUCGCCUUCCAAAUCCCAUCAGUCGCCAAAGUUUCAACCGUUCACUCCUCAAAUGUCGUGGAAUCUGGAUCUCUUCGCAGAAUCCACGAUGAACCACAUCCCGAAGAACACUGCCCUCCACCAAUGCUUGAUCCAUAA